This is a messenger RNA of Harpegnathos saltator (Jerdon's jumping ant), 549 nucleotides long. Its product is annotated as inducible metalloproteinase inhibitor protein-like. Bases 63 to 326 code for a protein of 87 amino acids. The record is from RefSeq and is a predicted model, not a curated record. The transcript has 3 exons. NCBI's taxonomy places the organism in Eukaryota, Metazoa, Arthropoda, Insecta, Hymenoptera, Formicidae.
CAGUCAUGCCAGUUGUAGAUUGAACAGAGUGAAGAGAGGUACGAAAUUUUACAAGAUCUAUCAUGUCUCGAGCGACCAUCAUCUUACUUGUUGUAUCGGCAAUAUUUUUUAUAGAUACAUCUGCCGACAAAAUAGAAUGUACUCGUCCACAUGAACACUACGAGUGCGGUUCGGCUUGUCAAACGAGGUGCGACAACUUAGGCCAACCUUGUCCCAUAAUAAACAUUAAAUGUAACGACGCUUGUUAUUGCAUCGAUGGAUACGCAAGACGAAGUAACGACAACUUGUGCAUCCCCAUAAGCGAUUGUCCUUCAGAUAGUGAAUAAAAGCAAAUCGCGAAGCUGAUUCUUUCGAUUAAUUUUAACUUUUGCUUUUGUUAUUCGCUUUACCAAGAAUUAUUUCUUAUAAUGUCAUGCGUAUGAGUUAUCUCUUCUGACAUAUUUUUCCGUAUCUUUAUGAAAUAUAUCUUGUGCAAGUAACAGCUGCUUCGUUUUACACACACAAGCUAUUAUUAUUUUCUACUUAUUAAUAGAAAUUAAUGUUGCACUA